GCCUCUGAAUGUGCAUUGAUUAUCGCGCCCUUAAUCAGGUUACGAUAAAGUCUUGCCUCCCAAUGCCGCGUGAGGACGAACUGAUUGACCAGCUGCGAGGCGCUCACUAUUUCUCGAAGAUCAACCUUCGUAGUGGUUACCACCAGAUUCGAGUUUUCGCCAACGAUUGCCACAAGACCACGUUUCGUACUCGCUACGGGAGUUGCGAAUACACUGUCAUGCCAUCCGAGUUACAUGUCCCUGCCGAGCUCGCCGCGCUGAUUCGACAGUACCCUGAUAUUUUUCCGGACGAUCUGCCAGCAGGACUGCCACCCGAGCGCCCCCAGGACCACAAAAUUGACCUGGAACCCAGCGCGCAGCCUACAGUCAGGACCCAGUGGCGGCUGACUCAGCUCGCGGAGUUGCGAAGCCAACUGGACUACCUCUUGGAGAAGGGGUUCAUUCAGCCCAGCACUUCCCCGUUCGCAGCACCCAUCCUGUUCACGCCCAAAAAAGACGGCGGGCUGCGAAUGUGCAUCGACUACAGGGCGCUAAAUCGGCGAACGAUCAAGUCCCGCUACCCAAUCCCACGCGCGGACAAUCUCCUCGAUCAACUUCGCAGAGCUCGCUUCUUCUCGAAAAUCGACUUACGCAGCGGUUACCAUCAGAUCCGAGUCUUCGCUGACGACUACCACAAGACGGCGUUCCGAACCCGCUAUGGCAGCUACGAGUACAGAUGUGUCAUCGUCUAUCUUGAUGACAUUCUGAUCUACAGCAAGACACAGGAACAGCACCUCAAGGACCUUGAGCAAGUUUUCCGACGGCUGCAAGAAAAUCGGCUCAUCACGAAGGGCUCCAAGUGCGAGUUCCUAAAAUCCGAACUGGAAUUUUUGGGACAUAUCAUGGGAGCGGACGGCAUCAAAAUCGACCCGAAAAAAAUCACAACGAUUCGCGACUGGAAACCGCCGACGAAUUUACAGGAGCUGCAGAGUUUUCUCGGGUUCGUUAAUUAUGUCCGGAGGUUUAUCCCCAAUAUGGCAGGGAAAACCGGAUCGAUAACUGACCUGCUGCGGAAGGGCACUUUGUUAAAAUGGGGGGAGAGACAGCAGACUGCUUUCGAUGAACUGCGAAAUUUUCUGACGUCGCCCCCGGUCCUCCGAAUCGCCGACCCAUCUCGACCGUUCGAAGUCUUGACGGACGCUAGCGAUUUCGCCAUCGGUGCGAUACUGUUACAUUUCGGCGACGGACUCCAACCCAUCGCGUAUGAGUCUAGGAAGUUGCAGGCAGCCGAGCGCAACUACCCUGUCCACGACAAAGAAAUGCUCGCCAUCGUGCACGCAUUCAAGGUGUGGCGAUGCUACCUGACGGGGGCCGACGUGACAGUAUGGAUAGACCAUAAAUCCCUACAGUACCUCCGCGCGCAGCCGAAUCUAAAUCCACGACAGUUUCGCUGGCUGGACUUCCUCGAACGCAACUUCCACUACACCAUCACGUACCAACGGGGAGCGAAUAACAUCGCUGACGCGCUGACAAGACCAUCCGCCCACCUCGCCUCACUCAUCAAGUUACUUCACCGUUUUUAUUAUUGGCUUGAUUCGGCGUCUGAUGUGCAGAGAUACGUAUCCGCGUGCCCGAUCUGCCAACGCAUGAAGUCUUCCCGACGGUGGCCAGCUGGACUGCUGCAACCGCUAGAGCCACCCCAGCGACCGUGGCAACAUGUGACGAUGGACUUCGUCACGGGGCUCCCGGCCGCCGCCACGGGCAACGACGCCGUCCUGGUCCUCGUCGAUCGUCUGACGAAGAUGGCACACUUCGCACCCUGUCGCACAACAAUCACAGCCGAAGAUACAGCAAAGCUUUUCAUCUCCACCGUUGUUCAUCUGCACGGCCUACCCUCAGCGAUCAUCAAUGACCGCGACCCAAAAUUCACGUCCAAGUUCUGGCAGGAGACAUGGGCGCAGUACGACACACGCCUCCAGUUUUCCUCCGCCUACCAUCCUCAAACCGACGGACAGACAGAGCGAACCAAUCAAACCAUGGAGCAGCUGAUACACACCAAUUGCCCGGAUCCUGCCUGGUGGGAAGAAUUCCUGCCCAUGCUGGAAUUUUCGUACAACAAUGCCCCAUCCGCCACGACUAAUCACUCGCCGUUUUUUCUAAACUACGGCAUGGAUCCGACAGUCCCGACGACUACCAACAUCGACAACCCAGUGCCACGUUCCCAGCAGUUCGUGACCAGUUUGCAGGAGGCCCGCGAAAAAGCGAUCGAAUUCAUUCGCAAGUCCAACACAACCGCCCGACGCUAUACAGAUCUUCAUCGCCACGAUAUCACCAUGGCUGCAGGGCAACUAGUCCUUCUCGACACGAAGAACCUUCGCCUGCCCCUGCCUUCAAAACUUCGCACGCGAUUCUGUGGACCUUUUCGUAUUGAGGGGGGGUAGUGUAAGGAAUUUUAUUCCUUACCGG
This is a messenger RNA of Closterium sp. NIES-67, 2445 nucleotides long. Lineage: Eukaryota; Viridiplantae; Streptophyta; Zygnematophyceae; Desmidiales; Closteriaceae. The record is from the annotation of a GenBank genome assembly.